Messenger RNA from Acyrthosiphon pisum (pea aphid), 1179 nucleotides. Its product is annotated as zinc finger BED domain-containing protein 4-like. The coding region runs from base 1 to 1179 and encodes 392 amino acids. Gene Ontology annotation, molecular function: protein dimerization activity. The transcript is spliced from 2 exons. Lineage: Eukaryota; Metazoa; Arthropoda; Insecta; Hemiptera; Aphididae. The record is from RefSeq and is a predicted model, not a curated record.
AUGAAAGUAAUUCAACGUUGGGGAAUAACAAAAGACAAAAUUGUUGCUGUUAUUUCUGAUGGUGCAAGUAAUAUUGUUAAAUGUAUUAAUGAUACAUUUGGCCAUGAUAAAGCUUUAGUUUGCUAUGCUCACAAAUUAAAUCUCUUAGUAGGGAGUGCAUUGUCAAGUUCUGAAGAAUUUACUAAAAUUGUAGAGAAAGUAAAAUCAAUAGUCACAUUUUUUAGACAUAGUGUUAAAGCUUCUGAUAUACUAAGACACUUACAAUUAAAUGGAGGUAGAAGUGAAGGUACAUGUUUGAAGCUUAAACAAGAAUGCCCAACUCGGUGGAAUUCUUUGUUCUAUAUGUUGAUGAGAUUUUUAGAAUUGAUAGAAGUUGUUAGUACUGCUCUGUUAAGAGUUUCAGGUGCACCAUCAAUUCCAUCACAAUAUGAAAUUAAAGUGCUUAAAGAAGGAGUGAAAAUGCUUUGUCCGUUUGAGCUUGCAACUAAAGAAUUUUCAACAGAAAAACAUGUCUCAGCUAGUAAAGUUAUUCCAUUAAUAGCUAUUUUGGAUAAAAAAUUAAAUAAUUUAAUGUGCACAACUAAAGAAGCUCAACAUUUAUUAAAUCAACUGAAAAUAGAAUUUUAUAAACGUUUCCAGAAUGUAGAAAAAAUUAGUUUAUUAGCAGUAUCUACAAUUUUAGAUCCUCGAUUUAAACGCAUUCAUUUUCGAGGACCAUUAAAUGCAGCUAAUGCAGUUCAAUUUAUACAUGAAGAGAUGAAACGUACCAAUACCCUUCAUGAAAAUUCAAAUAAUACUGAAAUUGAACAAAGUUCUGACACCAGGCCACAACCACAAGUUCUUGAAGACAGCUUAUGGGAUGACCAUGAUUUGCAUGUUUCGCAGCAAAGUCUUACUAAUAUAAAUGACUCAUACUUGCCUUCCAUUAAAUUAUAUCUACAAUCUAACAUUGAAGAUCGUACAAUAUCACCAGUUACAUUUUGGGAAAAUAGUCAUUACAAAUGUCUUUCAAAUUUGGGACUGAAAUAUGCAUGUGUUCUGGCUUCAUCUGUACCAUCAGAAAGGUUAUUUUCUUCGGCUGGUAAUAUAUUAACUGACUGUCGUUCUCGAUUGCUAUCUAAGAGGUUUGAAAAAUUGACGUUUUUAUCAUCAGUGGAUGAAAAAUAUUGGAAUAUUUAA